Molecule: messenger RNA, 626 nt
Organism: Diospyros lotus (date-plum)
Lineage: Eukaryota; Viridiplantae; Streptophyta; Magnoliopsida; Ericales; Ebenaceae
Exons: 3
Coding region: 44-517 (157 amino acids)
Source: RefSeq, a predicted model, not a curated record
GGCCACGUGUGCUCGAAAUAAAGACAAUCGAUCAAAGUUAAAGAUGACCAAAACUACUGGUACAAGAAGUUUUGCUCGAGUUAGAGCUGAAGAGGCUCAAAAAUUAGGACAUGACCCAACAGAAGUAGAAAUGUUUUACUUGACACACAAAAAGAAGAAUGGGUCAAUGGUUGAUUCGACGUCAGCAGAAAUUGUGGAAAAUAUUCAAACUAUAGCAGCCCAAAGAGCUGAGGAGCAGCCUUCUGAACCUGUUGAUGAAAAUCAGAUUUUUCUUGAAGUGAUGGGCAAAGAAAGGCAUGGUCGAGUUCGUGGAUAUGGUUUCGGCCCCACACCUUCUUCAGUCUCUAGCAAGCUUCCUUCUCAAUUACAAAUGGCUUCAACAAUUGAAACACUAAGACAAGAGAAUAAAAAGUUAAAAGAAAAACUAAGCACAGUAGAGCAAACCCAAGCAGAAACUCUUAGCUUGCUAAAAAGCUUCAUGCAAGAGGUUAGAUUAGGAAGGGUUAGUAAUGAAUGAUGAUGCUCUACUGAUAUGACAUGUUUUAGUUGAUGUAUAGUGUUUAACAUUCCAUAUUUUGUAGGUUUAUUGAUUUUGUAAAGUGAUACUUUGAAUUGUAGUUUUUGAU